CAUAGACCUAAAGAUGUCUUGGACAUAUGCAACCCUCCUGGGUCUCCUCGCUGUGCUCUACGCACUUUCAUCGUCUCCAGAGGCAAACUCUGCAUCUGUACCCAGCAGCAAAAGCAGCACUAAAGAUCCACAAGGUUCACUCAAGAGAAUUAUAAUGAAGGAGGCCGACGCCUCAAACUUCUUCAGGAGACGCAGCAGACGGGGUGUGAAGUCUCAGGAUGAGAUUAACAUUGAGCAGAGGCAGGUUUUGGCCGCAGAUGAACGAAGGAGAGAGUUUCACGAGGAGAAGAGGAAUGAGUUUGAGAGCUUGGCUGAAGAGGAGGGUGAUGAACAAGAUGAGAGGACCAGAGAGAACACUGAGCAGUGGAGAGAGUUCCACUAUGAUGGGAUGUAUCCUCCACAUGAGUACAACCGUCACUCCGUCUGAGGGGCAGCAGGAGCAGAGAGUGAUGCUGUUGGCUGACAGAAUGCCAAGCUUUAAAAGAAACAUCUUCAGCCUCACACCAAAUAAGAAAGACUUGCUUUAGGUAUUAUAAGUGAUGCAAAGGCCAAUUUGUUUUAUUUUUGUUUACGCUUGCCAUUAAUAACAGUAAUUAUUGAUCAUCUACUAUUUAUUUCCACAACCAAUUAUUUGGUCUGUAAAAAAGUUGUGUUUUAAAUCAGAGUCCACAAGUUAUACAGUAGAUAUAAAACUAUUAUAUAAUUCUGGAAACCCACAGACUUAUUUGAUAUUAUGAAGGGGAACAGCUGCUUAAAAAGUAGUCAUCAUCAUAAUUAACAGACAGAGAGCAUAUACGCUACCAGUAAAAACUUUGGAUACAUGUUCCCAUUCUAUUCAAUGCAAAAGUUUUGACUAGUUUAAAAAUUUUUAGCUGAACAUCUGAACAGAAUGUGUGAUUGUCAUUAGCAAAAUAAAGCAAAUCUCAUACAAUUAGGGAAAGUCAAGUAUCAAGCUGAUAGUUACAUAGAUGUGCAAUGAUUUUAUGGCACAUCACCAGAAGCAGAACAAUUCCUAUAUAUAGUAUUUGCUCACUUGUAAUAACAAUUUAUAUACAACUCCAAAUCAGAAAAAGUUGGGACAGCAUGUAAAAUCAAAAUU
Molecule: messenger RNA, 1099 nt
Organism: Monopterus albus (swamp eel)
Lineage: Eukaryota; Metazoa; Chordata; Actinopteri; Synbranchiformes; Synbranchidae
Gene: ucmab
Product: upper zone of growth plate and cartilage matrix associated b
Exons: 5
Coding region: 14-427 (137 amino acids)
Biological process (GO): embryonic skeletal system development; regulation of osteoblast differentiation
Cellular component (GO): extracellular matrix
Source: RefSeq, a predicted model, not a curated record